Messenger RNA from Athalia rosae (coleseed sawfly), 2297 nucleotides. RefSeq names its product serine/arginine-rich splicing factor 2 (gene SC35). Gene Ontology annotation, molecular function: RNA binding. Lineage: Eukaryota; Metazoa; Arthropoda; Insecta; Hymenoptera; Athaliidae. Bases 131 to 661 code for a protein of 176 amino acids. The transcript has 4 exons. The record is from RefSeq and is a predicted model, not a curated record.
UGUUCGCGAAGUUUCCGGCGUCCACCAUCUUAGCAUCACGUUUGGCACGAGAGAGUCGCAUAUUUUCCACGGUUGUACAGCUGAUUAAAGUGUUUAAUUAUCGGUGAAAGUUACAAAAAAGUUAUCAAAAAUGAGCUACGGUAGGCCACCACCUCGUAUAGAUGGUAUGGUGUCCUUGAAGGUGGAUAAUCUGACGUAUCGAACAACGCCGGAGGAUCUGAGACGCGUGUUCGAGCGCUGUGGCGAGGUUGGGGAUAUUUACAUUCCUCGCGAUCGUUUCACCCGUGAAAGCCGAGGUUUCGCAUUCGUCAGAUUCUACGACAAGCGAGAUGCUGAAGAUGCAUUGGACGCUAUGGAUGGAAGACUUUUGGAUGGCAGGGAGCUGAGAGUACAGAUGGCGCGUUACGGACGACCAACAUCACCCCAUCGCAGCCGUGGAAGUCGUCGCCGUGGAAGAUCACGUAGCAGUGGCAGGGACCGUAGACGUUCACGUUCCAGGUCACGGUCUAGGUCUCCCAGCCGUGAUAGAGGUCGAAAGCGUUCUUACAGUCGUAGUCGCAGUCAUUCCCGUUCGGACAGCAAGAGCUCCCGCGGCAAGUCACAUUCUCGUAGCAAGUCGGCUGAAAGACAAAAGGAUAGCCGCUCCAAAUCAAGGGAUUGAAGAUGAUUUGGCAUGAUGGGUAUAGCAGGGAACUGAUGGGUGCGCUCAGUUGCAAAAGCAGUAAAGCAUUCUGACAAAAAAUAAAGGUAUUCCAUUAUACUCUGUACCUAAGCCACAUUACCAUGUUCACAUCUUUCUAUCAUUUAUAUUACCUACAAUGACGCACUUCAAUGGGUUUGAAAGAAAACCCAGGUUAAUUUUAAUGUAUUAUACUUAGACUACUACAUUAUCAAUGACUUGAGAAACCUUCAAUUCUCAAAAUUACAAAGUCAGCAGUUGAUUAUUGUCGCUGUCUUAGAUUGCACCUUGAAUUCUCUUCCGUUACUAAAAAUAAAAUACAUUAUUUGCCAUCCUUUGUUGUAUUGAAUAUUGGUCCGACUGUCUUGGCACGUUCUAACUAUUUUUUGUGCAAUCUAAAAUAGCACGAUAAUAACGUAUCUCGACGCCCUAGAACUACAGUUACGCGUGAAUACCCUUCAGCCGUUCACAUUUCUUACCUCUUAUUGUAUUCCGUAUUUUUGUAUAACAAGUUCAAAGCGAUUAAAAAUUCAAUGCUUUCACUUGGCAUUUCUGUAGUACCUCUCAAUAAAAAUCGCACUUGCGUUAAAGUUUCACAUAAAACGGGACUUUUUAAGUUGCCUGUUUUUUCGAAUUAUCUGUUGAACUUUUUCGUAAAAACUGAUUAACGUUCUAUCCACUUGGGAACGUAUACUAAAUUGUGUAGUUCAAUACAAAUACAAAUAGAUUUUGUGCCAGUUUUUCGAUAACAAACUCAUCAAUUUUUUUCGUUCAUCAAAUUUUCAAAUAUCUAUAGAUCCAGACUUGCCAUAUAAUGCAGGUGUGAUUAAAAAGAGUGCAUUUGUUUGAAAACAGCUAGUUCACACAUAAGUCCACUCCUCAAUACUUUUUGGUACAAAAAAUACACGAUCUGAAAGAAAGAUUACGUUAAAAUUUAAAUCUGCUAUACAACUUUGGACCGAUAAUUGAGGAUUAUCCAGAGUUGAAUAAACAUCAUGAUUUUUUAAAUGUAGCUAGUCGAUAUUGACUUGGUUUUAUCUUUUCCGAGAACAUACGAACUUCAACUCGCAUUAGAAAGCUAGCAAGGAUUAUGAUGUGUCCAACCGUUAAAUUUAAGUUCAAUGUUCUGUAGUGCGAUUUACAGGUUUGUUUGUGUAAGUUUGCCAUUUAUAAUAAAGUAAAUUAUGCUGCGAAGGCCGAAAUUUUUGCCUGAUGUUGAAUCAACUAAUAAUCAAUGUACAUAUAUAGAUCUAGCAAAUUGUAAUCGCCCUAUCGGUAUGUCACGAAAAUAUUAUUUUCAGUGAAUCUUAUUAUUAAUGAUUGGAUAAUUAUUGUGGUUUAUCAGCUAAUAUUCUAUAACCAACUUCUCAGCAAUAUGAAUAACAGUAAUAACGUAAUUUAGAAUAUAAAUGGUUGCCUUUGUAACGUCAGAAAACGUCAACAGUUUGUCAAUUUGGAUACUUCUGAAAUAAUCUGUUCGUAAUUUAAAAUCUUACUUAAAUCAGGACCAUGUAAUUAUCAGACUUUCAAAUUUCAAUGUCGGGUUCAAAAUUUAUAUGCUGGUAUGCUUUUACAUUGGAUAUGAGCAUUUAAAUAAAGGCGAUUGUGAUGCAGUUAA